GUGUCAUUGUGAAAUUGUCAUCCGCGAAAAUCGAAAUUGCGUUUCGCGAGAUUGUGGAUUAGAUAUCGAAAAAAAUGUAAAUUAUCCAGAAUUUUAGUUUAGAAAUUUAUUUAAUAUCUGUUAAACAUGUCAAGUGAGUCCAAGUUAUACUUUGAUAUAAGAGAGGACCAGUGGCCUCUGGUUUACGACGAUAAUUAUAAUGUAUCGUUUUUGGGUUUAGAAAGGUUUCACGUAUUCGAUGCAAAGAAAUGGCGCAACAUAAUCCAGUACCUGAAAGAAGCUGGAUUGAUAACAGAAGAACACUUAGUGAGACCACUUGAAGCUCAAAAGAGUGAUUUACAAAUAGUCCACACUCGAAAAUAUCUGAAAUCACUCAAAUGGAGUCCAAAAGUAGCUGUGAUAGCUGAAGUUCCAGUGAUUGCAUUAGUACCAAAUAUACUGGUGCAGUAUGCAUACUUGAAGCCUAUGAGGCUACAAACAGGUGGUUCAGUGUUAGCUGGUAAAUUGGCAUUGGAGCGAGGCUGGGCUAUCAACGUAGGAGGUGGCUUCCACCAUUGCAGUGGUGACAGGGGUGGAGGAUUCUGUCCAUAUGCAGACAUCACCCUGCUCAUCCAGUUCCUAGUGCUGCAUGAUCUGAUACAGAAUGCUAUGAUUGUGGACUUGGAUGCUCAUCAGUGCUACUAG
Molecule: messenger RNA, 684 nt
Organism: Spodoptera littoralis (African cotton leafworm)
Lineage: Eukaryota; Metazoa; Arthropoda; Insecta; Lepidoptera; Noctuidae
Source: the annotation of a GenBank genome assembly